Perkinsus marinus ATCC 50983 is the source of this 786-nucleotide messenger RNA. Its product is annotated as dynein heavy chain, putative. The coding region runs from base 1 to 786 and encodes 261 amino acids. The transcript has 7 exons. Gene Ontology annotation, molecular function: dynein light intermediate chain binding; minus-end-directed microtubule motor activity; dynein intermediate chain binding. Gene Ontology annotation, biological process: microtubule-based movement. The record is from RefSeq and is a predicted model, not a curated record. Gene Ontology annotation, cellular component: dynein complex. NCBI's taxonomy places the organism in Eukaryota, Perkinsozoa, Perkinsida, Perkinsidae.
AUGUUGGCCGUGGAGGAGGCCUAUCCACCGUUGUACGAGGAAAGCAUGAACACUGUGCUGAGACAAGAGGUUCUGCGAUAUAAUCGUUUGCUAGAGGAGAUAAGGUCGACGGUUCCGGAGCUUCAGAGGGCCCUCAAGGGUCUGGUGGUGAUGAGUGAAUCACUGGAGAAGAUGGGGAGCGCCUUCCUGACCAAUCAAGUGCCGGAAGCAUGGGCCGAUAAGGGGUUCCUCUCGUUGAAGCCCCUGAGCUCCUGGCUGGCGGAUCUGAUCGAUCGCGUGGCGUUCAUGAAGAAGUGGGUUGAAAAUGGAGUUCCUCCGGCGUUUUGGAUCAGUGGGUUGUUCUUCCCUCAAGCGUUUCUCACGGGCACCCUGCAAAACUUCUCGAGAUCGAAGAAAGUCGCUAUUGACAGACUCGCCUUCGACUUCACCAUAUUGGAUGACCGUAAAGUGGAUGAAAUCACAGAGCGUGCUGCUGAGGGUGUCUAUGUUUAUGGUAUAUUUCUUGAAGGUUGCCGAUGGGAUCCAACAGCCCAUCUUUUAGCUGACUCGCUUCCCAAGGAGCUCUUCUGUGAACUCCCUCCUAUUCACUUCUUACCUGUGGUUGAUCGAGAGCAGCCGAAGGGUAUCCUCCACUGCCCUAUCUACAAGGUGGUUAGUCGUCGAGGCACACUGUUGACGACGGGACACUCGACCAACUUCGUCCUAUAUAUAGACAUUCCUAGUGAUAGGGAUGAAGAUAUUUGGGUGAGGGCAGGAGCUGCUGGCUUCCUAGCACUCAAGACAUGA